This is a messenger RNA of Arabidopsis thaliana (thale cress), 522 nucleotides long. RefSeq lists its product as uncharacterized. The transcript has 2 exons. The record is from RefSeq and is marked reviewed. The coding region runs from base 210 to 344 and encodes 44 amino acids. NCBI's taxonomy places the organism in Eukaryota, Viridiplantae, Streptophyta, Magnoliopsida, Brassicales, Brassicaceae.
GUUUGGUUUCUCCGUCGACGAUACCAAAGGCGAUUCAGCUUGAUUUGUUUGAUCCAACGUUUUGAUCAUGAAAUCGGGAGAGCAACCACAUAUACUCAAUAUACAACCGCCGGAAUGAUGAUCGACGAUGAGAUUGUUCACCAAGUCAACUUCAAACCGGAUCUUGUGGUUAUAUUGUUCAAUUCUUUGUAACACCAGGAGCUUCUAUCAUGUGGCUAUCUCAUGAGCUCUUACCAAGAGGACUGGGAAGAAUAGAAAUGGUGCCAACAUCAAUUGUGGAAGAGACCAAAUGCUUUAAAUGUAUGUAUUGUUGUGAGUUUUAUCGAUUAAUGAGUUUGGUCUGAACUUAACCAUAUCCAUUAAUGACUGAAUGUGUGUGUUUGGUCUGAACUUAACCAAAUUGAUUAAUAGAUGAAUGUGUGUGUUUGGUCUGAACUCAACCAUAUCGACUAAUAGAUGAAUGUGAGUGUUUGGUCUGAACUUAACCAUUUUGGUUACAAUCGAGUAAUGAGUUUUAUUUCA